Messenger RNA from Monoraphidium neglectum, 1346 nucleotides. RefSeq lists its product as hypothetical. The transcript is spliced from 6 exons. The record is from RefSeq and is a predicted model, not a curated record. Gene Ontology annotation, biological process: ribosomal large subunit assembly; rRNA processing. The annotation marks the transcript as partial. Lineage: Eukaryota; Viridiplantae; Chlorophyta; Chlorophyceae; Sphaeropleales; Selenastraceae. Gene Ontology annotation, cellular component: preribosome, large subunit precursor.
AUGCCUGAGGGCGAGGGUCAGGAGGGCGAGGGCAAGGAGGGCGGCGAGUGGAAGGAGGCGGAGGGGACCGGAAUGGGGGAGGGCACCGGCGCCAAGGACGUCAGCGAUCAGAUCCAGAACGAGGACCAGCUGCUGGGUGCCCAGCAGAAGGACGCGCAGCAGCAGGAGCAGCAGCAGGAGGAGGGGCCGGAGGGGCCGGAGGAGGACAAGGCAAAGGGCGUCGAGAUGGAGCAGGACUUUGAGGGCGCACUGGAGGACGUGGACAUGGAGGGGCAGCAGGACCGCAGCAGCGAUGACGAGGACGGCGACGACGACCGCAUAGAGCAGCAGAUGGGCGAGGUUGGGGACAAGGAGGAGGUAGUCGACGAGAAGCUGUGGGACGCUGAUGCCGACGAGCCCCCGGGGGCCGAGGAGGGGGAGCAGCGCAAGGAGAAGUACGACGACACGGCUGUGGAUGACAAGAGCCAACUGGAGUACAUGCCAGGGCAGGAGGCCCCCAUGGAAGAGGAUGGCAAGGACCAGGAGAAGGGCCAGCAGCCCCAGAAAAAGGAGGAGGAGAAGAGGCCGCAGCCGCAAGAGGAGGCCGGCGGCGGCUCAGAGGAGGAGGACCCAGGGGCCGAGGAGGAGGGCGGCGUAAAGGACGACGUCGAUGACAAAUACGACGACAACCACCACGCGCGCCCGGAAGCUGCCGAGGAGGAGCUGCAGCUGCCCGACGAUCUGAAUUUGGACGGCGGCGACAAGGAGGAGGGGCAGGAGGAUGAGAAAGGCGGCGGCGACGACGCCGCGGCGGCGCCGGAGGAGCAGGAGGGGGCGGAGGCGGCGGGGGCGGACGAGAAGGGCGCGGAUGGGAAGGGGGAUGAGGAGGAGGAGGGCGGGCCGCGGCAGGAGGGGGAGGAGCAGGAGGGGAUGGACGUGGACGAGCCGCCCGGCGGCGCCGACGGCGAGCGGGGGAACGAAAAGGAGGAGGACGGGGCUGAGGAGCAGCCCCGGGAGGGCGAGGAGGACGGCGGCACGAAGGAGCCCGCGCCGGAGCAGCAGCAGGAGGAGCAGGAGGGGCAGGGAGAGGAGCAGGACGAGGCGGAUGCGGUGGCGGCGGCGGCAGCAGCCGAGCAGGAGGAGGAGCGGCAGGAGGGGCAGCAGCUGCCCGAGGCAGGGCCGAAGGGCACGCGGUCGGGAGCCGCGGCGCCCAAGGCGCAGCAGAGCCUCGGCGCGGCGGACGGGCAGGAGCAGCAGCAGCAGGAGGAGGAGGAUGAGGGUGCGGACGACGCCGGCGCCGCCGGCGCUGACGUGGACAUGACGCAGCCGGAUUCCGCCCAGCAGGCGAAGCAGAGCGCCGUCGGCGC